This is a messenger RNA of Chara braunii, 3064 nucleotides long. Lineage: Eukaryota; Viridiplantae; Streptophyta; Charophyceae; Charales; Characeae. The record is from the annotation of a GenBank genome assembly.
GCCAUGACAUGAUGUCCGUAUAUGUAUAUGUAUUCCCUCUCUCCUUACUACGCAAAGAAUUCUCUCUCGUUGGAAUAAGUCAUCAGGUGCUCCAUGCAGGAGAGGUCUCGGCAGUCCUUUGCGACAGAAGAAGAGACAGAUAUGGAGGCUGGCAGUGGUGCAGAUGGCAUUGAGAAGCGGGAAUAUAAUGUCGGUGAGGAGGAAGGCUUAGCCUGUUGUAUAAGUGGUGAACGGUCAGAGAAGUCUCGCAAUGGAACGGACAGUAGCGGUCGCAGGGCGGAGGAUUUGCCGUGGGUUGGUGCGACGCCAUCUGCGCUCGGUUAUCGCAUGCCGGCAGAAUGGGAACCACAUGACGGAUGCUGGAUGGGGUGGCCGGAACGGCCCGACAACUGGCGGAACAACGCCGCUCCGGCUCAGGCAGCCUUCGCUGCGGUGGCAGCCGCCAUCAGUCAGUUCGAGCCUGUGACUGUGUGUGCAAGCGCUUCUCAAUGGAGCAGAGCUCGAGAGAUGCUUCCUCGACAUAUCCGCGUGCUGGAACUAUCCUGCAAUGACUCCUGGUUCAGAGACAUGGGGGCUAUGUUCGUCGUAAAGGACAACGGAGGAGGAGAAGGGGGAGGAGGAGGAGGAGGAGGAGGAGGAGGAGUGGGUACUGGGAAGACGAGACGGGAGAUUGCUGGCAUUGACUGGAAUUUCAAUGCAUGGGGAGGACUGUAUCGUGACUUCAGUCUCGAUGUGUUGGUCGCCGGGAAGAUGCUCGAAGUAGAGAGGAUUUUGCGAUUCGUGAACGACAUGGUCCUUGAGGGUGGGAGUGUGCAUGUAGAUGGGGAAGGGACACUAAUUACCACAGAGGAAUGCUUGCUGAACAAGAACCGAAACGCUUCGAUGACACGGGAAGAGAUAGAAGGGCAGCUCAAGGCGUAUUUGGGAGUGCAGAAGAUAAUAUGGUUGCCACGGGGACUCCAUGGAGAUGUGCAGACAAAUGGCCACGUGGACAACCUAGCUUGCUUUGCUCGGCCGGGAGUUGUUUUGCUCUCUUGGACGGAUGAUGUGGACGACCCUCAGCAUGCCAUUUCCGUCGAAGCACUCUCUGUUCUCUCCCAAUCAACAGACGCCAAGGGGCGCCAGCUGGCAGUAAUCAAGCUGCAUGUGCCGGGACCGUUACAUGUCACGCAAGACGAAUUACAAGGUCUGGAGGCACCGACUGACGAUCUAGACCUGUCUGAGCUGUUCAGUGCCGAUGGGCGGCUGGCAGGCUCCUACGUGAACUUUUACGUCGCAAACGGGGCCAUAAUUGCGCCUUCAUUUGGGGUCCCACAGGAUGCAGCGGCUGAACAGGUCCUGAAGCGAGCUUUCCCAGAUAGGAAAGUGGUGAUGGUUCCCGGACGAGAGAUACUUCUGGGAGGGGGGAAUAUACACUGUAUAACACAACAACAGCCAGCGGCAUGCAGGCAAUUGGUUGUGCACACCUGAGGGCUGUACUCCCGUUAGCACUUUUCAAUAGGAACCUGACCGUUUCUCUAGCGAGAUGCAUCUAAAGGGAGACAGUUGUACAUUUCUUCAGCCAUCAGCAUAAAGGGGGAGGUAGUUAUUCUAUGUUCUUGGGCCAUCUGAAGACAUGGUCUAGGUCUCUGCAUGCUGCAAAUGCCUCUGAAAGGCGUUUCGUGUUCCUCCCAUCGCGGCCGAUCCUGAGCCAGAUUCUUCCCGCCGUGAUAAUGAUCCCAGUCAUGAUCCCGAUCCCAAGAAUCCCGCCUUCAUCAUGAUCCCGAUCCCAUCCUGUUUGCAAUCCUCAUUCCCGUCUCCAUCCCUAUCCCAUUCGUGAUGCCGAUCCCAUCCUGGUCUGUCACUUUCAUCCCGAUCCCGAUCCCGAUCGUGGUCCCCGGGUGGUUAUGCGGCCCAGGCGAGAGAGACUCCUGCAAGGAGGGCAUAUGUAGCGUGUUACGUAGCAACAACCAUGAGCGUAUAGGGGAACCUUCUACACCCAUGGGCCAAUGCAAAGGCCAAUUAUGGGUGUCUUGGAGUCUGUAGGCCAUGAGUGGCUCUGAAUGGCAGCAUUCAUCCUCCCCAUCGCAGCCCUUCUGUGGUGAUACAGACAGUGAUCGUGAUCCCGACUCCAGACACGAUGUUUAAACUGAACCCUGAUGCAGGGGAAAAAAAGGAAAUAAAAGAGACGGUCAUACAUCUGACCAAGUUUCCUUUUGAAAAGAGCCGCCCAAUAGAAAGAGGGUCUAAGAAAAAAAAGAAAGAGGGUCUGAUCAGCAGAGCGGAGAUGGGGUGCCAUCAAGGAAAGCAUUGGGCCGCCAGCCCACAACUGGUAUCAACAGGUGCAGAUAUAGGAGAAACGACUUUCAGGAUUUUUUUUAAUUAUUAUUAUAUUUUAUUACUAUUGUUUUUUAAAAGGGCGACGACCUUGAGAUUUUGAGAUGGAUAUCAUCAUUGAGCUGACCGGCCCGGGGCAAUUCGUAAAUAUUUACUUUUACUCAUGAAGUUUCAUUGUCUGGAUUGCAACUCAGGUCUGUAUUUCAACAGUUCAUGGGUGUACCCACUCAGCUAGGCUCUUGGGUAGUUUUUGCUUCAGGGUAGCUGAAGUUUGGUUUUCUCAGAUUGGCUACAAAAGGGAGGGUAGGAAGAGAAGUGUGAUAACUAAGUGAAGGAGGGGUGAGGCUAGAAGGACCAACGAGGUGCACUCGGUUGCUAAUAUUCCGCAGUAGGAAGUAAGAGGGAUUGAAAGGGUUGGAGAGUGCCAGAAGUAGGCGGACCCAGGUCCACCCUGAUGGUUUAGUCAGGGCUUUCUGGAGGGGGCAUUACCCCCAGAUAGAAGGCUAGGCUAGUAUGGAUUCGCUCCUUUGUUAAAUUUCCCUUUCUUUUGGGUUGCCUGUUAUGACCGUUUGAUCUGUUUAUUCUCGUUGCUCUCCGGUGAGGCCAAGGUCUGCCGGACUUUCAUUAUACAAGGCUAUGCCAAGUGUUGUUGGGGUAAAACCCACAAACCUAUUCUGGGUAAUGGUCCCAGGUGUGACUGAUUCAUUUCAAGGUUGUUUGUGAGGAAUUCCCGGCCUCAUUUUUCAUG